AUGGCUGAUGGUCAACGCUUGUUCUAUCAAACCGAGACCGGUUUUUGGACCUCUGUCCCAGCUCCUGCUGCACCUCCUAAUUUGAACGGCGUCUCUGUUACUGUUCAAUACCAUCAAGCCCCUCCGGCUCCUCCUGCUGCGCCAGUGAUGUGGACUUAUGCCCGGCAUCUUGUGCCCCCACCUCCCCCUCCGGCUCCAGCCCCGCCAGCCCCGGCCCCUGCCCCAGCGCCGGCUCCUGCCCAUAUCGUCUGGCAUAGUGCGUACGGAUUCGCUACUCCUCAGCCAUCCGCUCCAGCUCCAGCCCCGCCUCCAGCUGCUCCAGCUGCUCCUCCUGCUCCUCCAGCCCCCCCGGCUCCCGCAGCCCCUCCGGCCUAUUUCAAUAACACCAACUACAAUAUUGUCUUCCGCUAG
This is a messenger RNA of Morchella importuna, 411 nucleotides long. RefSeq lists its product as uncharacterized. The record is from RefSeq and is a predicted model, not a curated record. Lineage: Eukaryota; Fungi; Ascomycota; Pezizomycetes; Pezizales; Morchellaceae. The transcript has a single exon. The coding region runs from base 1 to 411 and encodes 136 amino acids.